UAGAGUAAAUCUCUUGACAUUUAUUUUGGUCCUUCGAGCCGGAUCAGAAAUAUCAGAACUGUUAUCUGUGACUCUGUUUCAGAGAUCCAGCACUGAUUCCUGACGCCGUGGGAAGCCAGCACCGAAGUCUGUGCACAGCCCUCUUAGACGAGGCCGAAAGACCUGGGACGCUAAAAUUCGGGUCCAGGCCGGUGUUUUUAUUCUGGUCCACGGCGGUGGGAUUCAGUCUGACGAUCCGAACCACCAGUGAGACGUCUGAGGGUUGAAGCCAGGUGAUUGGAUCCUUGUCCGAGUACUCCAAAGGAAAAAUUGGAGCUCGCCCCGCUGGGAAGGUCCCUACCAAGUGCUCAUUACCACUCCAACUGCCUGCAAAAUAGCAGAGAGACCCUCCUGGAUACAUCAGAGCCACUGCAAAAAGGUUGAGGUCCCAGGAAACCCCGGCACCCCCAAGACAGCACAUUAGGGAAAUCUCGCCCACACUUGGUUGCUUCAGUGGUGAGGGGGGAGUGCUGAUUGGGCCCCCGUCGGGUAAGCUCGCACUUCAACCUCCAGCCUCUGAUCAACUCUAGGGCAACCAAGUGCGAGGUGUGACGUACCUGUUUGCAACCAUGGGAAGGUGGACCCUCUUGGUUACCUUGACUACGACGCUCACCCUUACAGGACCCCAGCUGACGCCAACAACAGCUGAACCACAAGGCAGACAGAGAAGAUGGACGCACGACAACUCUCACCUAAGAGAUAUGACGCAAGACCACAUACACCCUUGGAUGAACAAUGCCUGGUACCGCUACAUCCACGACAGGACCAGAGCAGAAUCGGAAAAUACAGACUGUUAUGUCUGCUCUUAUAUGCCCAGCACAUCAACACAUCCCACUUUUUAUGGAAACUACAUGAAUAAAACACAAGCCAAGUGCGCUGCCAGCUUUGCGGGCAUUGGCUAUCAACAUAAGAAAAUCAUCAUUGAUGAGACAAGCUCUAUCAUCUAUUCGCUUAACCUUCUUAGUAUCUUUCAGGGACCACCCCGACACGAGGUAAUCAUCGUCGAAAACGCUGGACUUGACAACGGAACGUGUGACCGGCUCUUCUGGAUCAACUUCAACGUGACGAAUCGGAACACGUCCAUUCACUUCCCAGUGUUCUUGGACCAAACCCCAGGGAAGAACCACUCCAUGUGCUACCGACAAGACAACGGUAACAGACCCCUAGGCAACACCACCAACUGUAACCACACUGCAGCCAACGGAGAGGGCGCACCUGUAAACACGUCCGCGCCCAGCAACGGCACCUACUGGGUGCAGGGAAUGGCCUGGCUGUGUGGACAACGUGCCUACUUCAUACUGCCACCCGGAUGGACGGGCACCUGUGCCCCAAUCUUCAUCUCAGACCACACCUUCAGGAUGUCAGCUGUAAAUGACUCUCAGACUACAAGACGACGACGAGACGUCUCCACACUACAACCACAUGACCCCAUCUAUGGCAGUGAUGUGCCAGAGGAAUUUAAGCUUUGGACCACCGGACAAAAGGUUCUCCACUCACUGUUUCCAUGGGUGGGCACCGGAAAGAACAUGUUAAGAAUUGAAACUUUGGACUACCGCUUUGGACACUGGCUCCUGGCUACAGGUGCUAAAGAGACUACUCAUCGGAGUUGGAGUAUUUUUACUUUUAUUUUGUGUUUUGUGUUGUGUACAUGUAACAUGUAUCCUGCCAUGUCUAAAACUCAUGAUUAACCGCAUAAUCAUUUCCACUGUAGCUGCAUACAUAGCCGUGACAAAUGAUGAUGAUGAUGACUCCGACCUGUUGGAAUGUGAAGACUUUGCGUGAUUAAUGAUGAUGUGACAGAAAAUGUGCAACAAGAUGUUAAAUACUGAUAUCUCACUUAAAGGUUAUACUGACAACAGGAGGGAAUGUCAAUAGAAAAUUGUAUUUUUUAGUCAGUAUAAGCUUUUAAUGAUAUAAGUUUGCUUGUGAUAGAAUGCUGCAUGAUGAUCAUUUCCUUGCUUAGAACUGAUUGUUCUUUUCAUUGUUCAGGACUGAUUCUUCUUCAUAACACGUGUUCUGAUAUUUGUAUCUGAGUCUUCUCACAGCGAUAGUAAGAAGACAAACAAGCAGUUCUGACCUCGAACACACACACACACACACACACACACACACACACACACACACACACACACACACACACACACACACACACACACACGCACACACACACACACACACUCACACACACACAAUCACAUACGCACAUGCUCACGUCAAAUGUAUUCAUUUUUCUUGUGUAUAAAUAAAGACAAGUGCAAGAGCAGAGCGCGCAUCGCAGGGCCCCCACUCUGGUGUGAGCGUUCUGUGAUCGCCCUUGU
Molecule: messenger RNA, 2357 nt
Organism: Pelmatolapia mariae (spotted tilapia)
Lineage: Eukaryota; Metazoa; Chordata; Actinopteri; Cichliformes; Cichlidae
Exons: 2
Coding region: 609-1727 (372 amino acids)
Source: RefSeq, a predicted model, not a curated record